This is a messenger RNA of Seminavis robusta, 1308 nucleotides long. NCBI's taxonomy places the organism in Eukaryota, Bacillariophyta, Bacillariophyceae, Naviculales, Naviculaceae. The record is from the annotation of a GenBank genome assembly.
AUGUCGUCUACCCCAUCGUUCAUCCUCAUGGUGACCGCCUUGAUGCUGAACCAAGUAGCAUCUGGGUUUCAACCCACAUGUUCCAGAUGGAUGCCAAAUCACCCACGCAUACACCCAUUAUCCAUGGUGGCAACCACCGAAGUCGUGGCAUCAGGAGGAUCCUCAUCUGCCUUGGGGAGAUGGGAGGAAGUGGAAGGAAACUUUGUCCUGAGGCCAUCCGUAGAGGAUGGUCCUCCCAGGGCACUUGUCCAUUUCCUUGGUGGCGCCUUGGUUGGUGCGGCACCACAUGUCACGUACCGAUAUCUUUUGGAGCGAUUAGCGGAACAAGGAUAUCUCAUUGUGGCAACACCCCAUGAUUUGUCCUUUGAUCAUUUGCAAACAUGCGAUACAAUCAUUGCACGCUUUGAACGGAUAGCUCCCACGCUGGCUCGAACCUAUGGGGCACUGCCAGUGGUGGGCAUUGGACAUUCUCUGGGAUCUUUGCUACACCUACUCAUUACCAGUCUAUUUCCCGAUACACCCCGAGCAGCCAAUGCGCUCUUGAGUUUCAACAAUAAACCAGUCCAAGAAGCUGUCCCACUUUUUGAAGAAUUCUUUGCUCCCUUGUGCACAGUGAUGGCGCAAAAGAAUGGUACUGUGCCCAGCGGUGCCGAGGCUAUCACCUUGGGAUUGAGACUUGCCAAGACAGCCACAGAAGGGAAACUACCAUCAGAUGAGCUAGUGGGAGAAGUCCUCUCCUUUUUGCAACCAAGAGGUCCGUUCAUGAAAAAUUCCGAAACAGAACUACCCAAAAUCACCAUUCCAGCUGAGGCACGACAAGCCUUUGAAGCCAUCUCGGGUCCAUCCACUUCCACAUUGAGGAAUGCAGGUGUGCUACCCCUUAUGACGAACUCUGUAGUGAUCCUGGAGCAGAUUCCUUUACUGAUCGAAGAGGUUGCCAACGGAGCAAGAGACUUUGUUCCCCCACCCGACUCGGUGCGAGAAGCCGUACGAAAAGCAUACCGUGCACGGAGAACUUUGAUUCUGGAAUACACUGAUGAUUCUUUGGACGAAUCCGAUGAGAUUGAGGACCUAUUGAAGGAAGCAGAGCGAGUCAUUCGGAUGAAACGGCCUAUGGUCAAUAUUGAUCUGCAACGCAGAACACUAGAGGGCAACCAUGCGACACCACUCCUAGCGCCGCCCAUGGACUUGGCUGUUAGGGCAGAAGACGUGCUUGGUGCGGAAACCGCUAAGGACCGACUAUUCUAUGAUCAGGCCGAUCGGACCGUGGAAGAGUUGGUGGCAUGGCUUGAAGAAGGCAACUUGUAA